GGCACUACCUCCAUUAUUUCUGGAAACCGAUCAUGUCAAAGCAUCCAUCUGGAGCUGAGUUUUGAAGGAGAAAAAGAGCAGAGGAAGAAGAAAGUAAAAAAAAUAUCAAAACAGCGGACAAAACAGUUGACUAAUAAUGCAAGUACUAGUCAGCAACAGAGUGAAAAUCAAAAUAUGCAACAGCUUCAAGUAAUUGUAUUUGCUGAAGAUAAAGAUCCUGAGAAACAACUUGCCAAGACAAUGACAGUCACAUACUCCAGUAAAGUAGCAAAUGCCACAUUCUUUGGAUUUCACAGGUUGCUCAUCAAGUGGAAAGGCAGCAUCUACAAAUUGCUGUACAGGGAAUUUAUUGUCUUUGCUAGUCUUUACACAGCAAUAAGUGUGUUGUACAGAUAUUUUCUUACAGGAAGCCAAAAACGGUUCUUUGAAAAAUUAUCAAUUUACUGUGACAAAUAUGCUGAACAAAUCCCAGUCACCUUUGUGCUUGGAUUCUACGUUACUUUGGUGGUGAACCGCUGGUGGAAUCAGUUUGUGAAUCUGCCAUGGCCAGACAGACUUAUGUUCUUGAUCUCUAGCAGCAUUCAGGGAAGAGAUGAAUAUGGGCGCUUACUUAGGAGGACUCUUAUGCGCUAUGUGAAUUUAACUUCCCUGCUCAUAUUCCGCUCAGUGAGCACAGCUGUGUACAAAAGAUUUCCAACCAUGGACCAUGUGGUAGAAGCAGGUUUUAUGACCAUAGAUGAAAGAAAAAACUUUGAUCGUCUUAAAUCUCCCCAUCUUAAAUACUGGAUUCCAUUUGUCUGGUUUGGAAAUCUAGCAACUAAGGCACGAAAAGAGGGUAGAAUUAGAGACAGUGUAGACCUGCAGACACUGAUGAAUGAAAUGAAUAGGUAUCGGUCUUGGUGUAGCCUUCUGUUUGGUUAUGACUGGGUUGGAAUUCCACUGGUCUACACCCAGGUUGUCACGCUUGCGGUUUACACCUUCUUCUUUGCAUGUCUGAUAGGACGUCAGUUUUUGGAUCCUGACCAAGGCUAUACAGGACAUGACUUGGAUCUUUACAUUCCAAUCUUCACACUGUUACAAUUCUUCUUCUACGCAGGAUGGCUCAAGGUUGCUGAGCAGCUGAUUAAUCCAUUUGGGGAAGAUGAUGAUGAUUUUGAAACAAAUUGGUGCAUUGAUAGGAAUUUGCAGGUGUCACUUCUGGCUGUGGAUGAAAUGCACAUGAACUUACCAAAGUUGGACAAAGAUAUUUACUGGGAUGAUUCAGCUGCUCAGCCACCAUAUACACUGGCAGCUGCCGAUUACUGUAUUCCAUCUUUCCUUGGGUCAACUAUUGAAAUGGGGCUGUCGGAUAUAGAGUUCCUCCAUAAAGAGAAGUGGCCCUGGGAUGAUGAGAAAUACAAGCGACAGCCCUCAGUGCUGAGAAGAGUUAAGCGAUUUCUGAGUGUCCAUGAAAGCUCUUCCUCGCCAACUAGGAGGCGCUACAGCAGACAGUCAAGUGAGAACUCGAUAUUUUUCCCUGCCCACGAAACGGGGCACAUCAGCAGCUUGCAAGAAAUGCAUUCUAGAGGGAGACAUUUUCCCUCAAAUGCCAAGAAGAAAUAUGAGCUGGCUGAUAGGAAUUCCCGACUGCAUGCUAGCAUAGAUCUGGCAACUAUUAAUGAAAUCAGCAGAAACAACAUUUUAGAGAGCUACCAAUCUAGUGACAAUGACGCAACAACUAGGGUAGUUCUGCCAGUCCCUGAAGUGGUUGUGGCUGAAACAGAGGACAGAACACCCAACGCAGCAGACUACCAGACUUUAAAGGCAGACCCCUCCACCAGCAUGCCAACAGAACAGGAGCCCAUAGGCAGUCCGAUUGAACCAUGCUCUGAGCCAGGGUUUGUGCCGUUCCCUCAUUCAGAAAUGGCCAUGUGUUUUAGGAAUGCUGGGCAACAUAAACCAUCCUCAGUUAUUACUGAGGAACCAAAACCGGAUUUACCCAAAAGCAUGCCAGCAGGCGAUAGCAAAGAGCGAGACGGGAUCUCUGAAAGGUGUUCCCCAGACUUCCACACACUCAGCAUUACACUACAUACAGAUGCUGCACCUUUUUUCCUGGAAUCUGGAACAUCCUCUGGACAAAGCACCAUUAGCAGUGAAAGUAAUAUUGCUCCUACCUCUGCUGCUAGAGAUACAGUUGAUAUGCAUCACUUACUGGAGCAUUUGGAUACUAAAGAAACAGCCAUACUAGAAUGUAUUAAUGAAAAGAAUGAAGGAAAUCUGUGACAAGGUUGUCAGAACCUUCUAGAUUCCAGUUCUAGAUUAUAUUAUUUAUUGAGGGGGAAAAUAUUUAAGAGCCUCGGCAGCCAUUUGGGGGUUCCCCAAAUGCAGGACACUUUCAUUUUUGAAAAACAAUUCAAACUUUCCGCCUGUUUUGAACCCUAUUUUUAUUCAGAUUUUCUGAAAAUACAGAAACACAAACAUAUUGCUCAGACUUGAUGUACAGUAUGUAAUACAGUUGAUCUUAUUCCCAACGGAAACUACUCAGAUCACGAUGUUAAAGAUUUCCUCUCUCUCAGGAUUCGGGCAAUAUUAAAUUUUAAAAAAGCUCAGCCAGCCAGGAUCCCCACUUCCUGGAUAGAUUUAAUCAGCCACUCUCCAGCUUUGGCACUGUUCUUUGGCCUUUCUCUAAGCACGGACUCCGCCUUUGAACGUGGCUUGGGGAAGGGAGUUCAUAUUGACUAUGACCAUGAUGGAAAAGGGUGUACUGAUUUCCCUCUCCCUUUGCAGAGGAAAAGGGGAUUUCUCUCCAGCAAAUACAUACCCAGCCUUUCUCUCUUGGCAGCCACCCUUUUGCAAAUCAUAUUUGCUUUUAUAACAUAGGCAUGUAAGGAUUUUCCCUUCAACUCUCAUUCAAAUACCAAGAAAUAGUAAUGGUAAAUGUUAUGGACUCCUAUUGAUGUCAUGUCAGUACAGCCACAUCCCUCCUCCACCAUCCUGGGGUAAGGAAGGCUCCAAAGGCAUCUAAACUAAUGCAAUUAUACUACUCAUGGCACGAGGCAGAGCACUGCAGCCUCCCUGGGUGUGCACCGCUCCCCCAGUGCCUGAAGCACUGCUGUGUGGGGCUUGCGCUGUGGUAGCCUAGGAAGGGAAGGUAAGACGAGCCUUAGAAGUGUGAGGUGUGACCAGCAUUUCCACAGCUCUGUAGCUUCACUGGCCAAACUCCCCCUAGUCCCUCAGAAGGCGAGGGAUCGAUUGCUGUAGCUGCAGGGGGACCAUAACAGCAGCCACCAGGCAGUUUCACCAUUUGGAUAAGAGGGUUCCAUAGCCAGCCCCAGACAGAGCACACAGCUGGGGAAAUGGGAUUCUGAGCCAGGGAUCCCAGGCUACUGUGUCUUUUGUCUUUUUUUCUGUCUCUGUCAUUUCUGAUGCAAAGAACUCACUUAAUCUGCCUCCAGGGUCCAAUCACCACCUUGCCACCAUCCUCAACCUCCUUUUUCUCGGCUUCCAAAAGGCUUGGAGUUGUAUUGGAACAGAGCAAUUAUCUGUUCCAUCCCAGUCUCCCAAAGUUGUGCAAAAGGUCACAAGACUUCCUGUGUUGAAUAACCUCAUACUGGGCUAGUAAACAGGAGGGGCUACACAAGUAUUUCACAAACAGCAACUAGCGACAGGGAUAAAUAUAAAUAUUCUGUCCAUUAUCUAUCUGUACAGAAUGGGACUUCAUCUGGGUUUUUUUUACUAAGUUAUCUUUUGGACUAAGUUGGUCACCUAAAGCACCUGUUGCUAUAAUUUUUUAAACAUUAGUUUAGUCAAUUGACUAAUUAUAAUACUAGCUGCCCAACAAUGAAUGGUUCUUCUUUACCAGAAUAAACAAUGUAAUUUAUUUAUUACAUGAAAUGCUUUUUUAAAAAUCAGGUUGCUUUGGUUGUAUUAAACUAUGUCAAGAUAGGUCCUUGCCGGGACCUAACCAAUAGCGUAGGCCACUUUGGAGUACAAGAGCAUCAAUGGGUGGAAGCUAUAGAUGUUGGUAAAGCUGGAAAAAACUGGGGAGAGAGGAAAGCCAGAAUAGAGACAUAUUUCAAAGCAACAGUUUGUUACCAUCCCAUAGAGUUAAUCUUCAACAAGGUGGGCUAUAUGACCGUAAUGUCUCUAAUGAGCUGACCAAUACUGUGGCUUUCUAGAUGUUCAUAUUCUAAGUCAGAAUUCAAAGAACCAGACCACAGAAUGUUCACAUUUUAUGGAAUUUUCUGGGAACCCUCAUUCGUAUGUGACAGAAAAGUGAGUUGACUAAUUUUCUGAUACAAUAACAAUGUUAUGUAUAUCUAUAUGGAAAUGCACAAAAUGUCAUUCAAUUACUUGCCCAAGGAAGCAAAAAUAUCCAGAUUGCUGCUAAAUAAAUAAUACAGUUUUAUAAUAUCUUAUUGUAGGACCAAAUAAAGUUUAUCUAGACAGGCAAGUUUGCUUAUGAGCACUGCACACUUUAAAAACGAAAUUGAGAA
Pelodiscus sinensis (Chinese soft-shelled turtle) is the source of this 4475-nucleotide messenger RNA. NCBI's taxonomy places the organism in Eukaryota, Metazoa, Chordata, Testudines, Trionychidae. The record is from RefSeq and is a predicted model, not a curated record.